CUCAUCUUCCAUAUAUCCAACAAAAAUGGAGUCCGCCACCAUUUUCCUCCUCAUACUUUCCUUCAUCGCCGCCGCCGCCUCUGCCGUCGAUCCCGCCCGACAGAACUCGCCACAGGACUUCCUGGACGCCCACAACCGCGCACGAGCGGAGGUGGGCGUCCAGCCACUCGCGUGGAGCGCCACCGUGGCCGACUACGCCCUCCGCUACGCCAAGCAGCGCUACGGCGACUGCGAGAUGGAGCACUCGAUGGGGCCGUACGGCGAGAACCUGGCGGAGGGGUGGGGGCAGCUGUCGGCAGUGGACGCCGUCGGCAUGUGGGUCAGCGAGAAGUCCUACUACGACUACGCCUCCAACUCCUGCGUCGGAGAUGAGUGUGGCCACUACACGCAGGUGGUGUGGCGCGACUCCACUCAUGUCGGCUGCGCGCGGCGGCAGUGCCGCAACGGCUGGCUCUUCGUCAUCUGCUGCUAUGAUCCGCCGGGAAAUUACGUCGGCCAACGCCCUUACUACAAAUAUUAGUACCUUAUCAUAUUAAUGUUGAAAUGGGAAAUUAUCUAUAUUUAUUGCUUGUUGCCUAUGCUAUAAAAAAUGUCAUUUUUUUUUUGAAUUAAA
Molecule: messenger RNA, 613 nt
Organism: Salvia miltiorrhiza (redroot sage)
Lineage: Eukaryota; Viridiplantae; Streptophyta; Magnoliopsida; Lamiales; Lamiaceae
Product: basic form of pathogenesis-related protein 1-like
Exons: 1
Coding region: 26-520 (164 amino acids)
Cellular component (GO): extracellular region
Source: RefSeq, a predicted model, not a curated record